This is a messenger RNA of Panicum hallii, 837 nucleotides long. RefSeq names its product oleosin 16 kDa-like. Gene Ontology annotation, biological process: lipid storage. The record is from RefSeq and is a predicted model, not a curated record. Gene Ontology annotation, cellular component: membrane; monolayer-surrounded lipid storage body. Bases 128 to 610 code for a protein of 160 amino acids. The transcript has a single exon. NCBI's taxonomy places the organism in Eukaryota, Viridiplantae, Streptophyta, Magnoliopsida, Poales, Poaceae.
CAUUCUCCAACUACUCCCACGGACAGACAGUGCCAUCUCGACACCGCCCGCCGAGCUGCUGCCUCCGGCUCCCCCCAAAAGCCACGCGGCGCGAGUCGAGCCAGGCACGCACGCGACGCGAGCGAGCAUGGCGGAUCGGCAUCAGCACGUCCACGCGCACGGCGAGCGGCCGGACUCGCCGUCGGCGACGCUGCUGCGGCGGGUGCAGACCCACGCGCCCAACUCAACGCAGGUGGUGGGCUUCCUGGCGCUGCUCGUGUCAGGCGCCGUGCUCCUCCUCCUGACGGGGCUCACGCUGACGGGCGCCGUCGUGGCGCUCGUCUUCCUGGGCCCGAUCGCGCUGCUCACCAGCCCCAUCUGGGUGCCCGUCGCCAUCGCAGUCUCCGUCCUCGUCGCCGCCGCGCUCUCCGCCUGCGGCUUCGCCGUCGCGGCGCUCGCGGCGGGCACCUGGAUGUACCGCUACUUCACGGGGCGCCACCCCGUGGGCGCCGACCGGGUGGACUACGCGCGCAGCCGGAUCGCCGACACGGCCAGCCACGUCAAGGACUACGCGCGCGAGUACGGCGGCUACCUGCACAGCCGCUCCAAGGACGCCGCGCCAGGCGCCUAGGCGCGGCGGCGGCGCGCGCGUUGCCGGUAGCUAGGUCGUCGCGGUCUCUUUUCGUUUCAUCUUUGCGUGUGUGCUCCAAUCCAAUCUCUCUCCGUGAUGUCAAUUUCCUCUGCUUUUUGCUAGGACACGUAAGGUGUUUAUCUUGGUACAAUUUUAUCUUGCUUUAUCCUCGUGUAAUUAGGCAUUUAGUUGAAUCAUAAGAGGACUCGUCUUGGCAGCCCGAUGAA